AUGGAGGUUGGCGAUUUCCCGUUGAAAGGCAAGAUCGUCGUCGUGACGGGCGGUGGCUCCGGCAUCGGCUUCGAGAUCGUCAAGCUCGCCGUGUCCGCCGGCGCCAAGGUCGUCGUUGCCGACCUAACGCUGGGCGAUGCAUCCGAGGCGUUCGUGAAGAGCCAGAGCGGGGAGGACCUCGUCUUCCAACGCUGCAACGUGACCAAUCGGGACGACUUGGAGGCGCUGGUCGCGGUCGCGGAGAAGAAAUGGGGAGACGUGCCGGACGUGUACAUGGCAUCAGCCGGGGUGUUCGAACCGACCUCCUCAAACUUCUACACCGACCAAGAACACCACCACUACCGCACCCUCUCCAUCAACGUCACCGGCCCCCUCAAGCUCACCCGCAUCGCCCUCCGCGCCCUCCUCUCCCGCAACAAACGCGGCGUCGUCCUCGUCGUCUCCUCCAUCGCCGGCUACGCGCCCGGCGCCUACGCCGUGCCCCUGUACACCGCCUCCAAGCACGCCGUCGUCGGCUUCGUGAAAGCCAUGCGCAAGGCCGACGUCGAGGAGGGCGUCAAGGUCGUCGCGCUGUGUCCGGGCGUCGUGCGGACGAGGCUGUGGUCGCCAACGACGACGACGAUGACGACGACUUCGCCAGGAGGAGGAGGAGGAGGAGGAGGAGGAAAAGGGGGACCGGGCGAGGCGCAGGCGCUGGAUCUGUUGGCGCGGUUCGGGUAUCCGGCGGGCUCGAUCUUGGAGCCGGCGGCGGCGGCGCGGGCGGCGGUGGAUUUGGUCGAGGAGGGGAGGUAUGGCGGCGGCACGGUGCUGGAGGUGACGACGGGGGGGAGGCGCGUCGUGCCCGAGUGGGGGAUCCGGCCGCCGCCGGUGGGGCGGCACGGCGGGGGGGAUAAGGGUGCGCCGAGGGAGGUGGUGCCGGCGGCGGGGGUCGAGGUGCGGGAAUACCUUGCGAGGGAGAGGGGGGCGGCGGGGAGGGGGAGCGGCGGGAGCAGGUCGAAGCUGUGA
Molecule: messenger RNA, 1005 nt
Organism: Diplodia corticola
Lineage: Eukaryota; Fungi; Ascomycota; Dothideomycetes; Botryosphaeriales; Botryosphaeriaceae
Product: nad-binding protein
Exons: 3
Coding region: 1-1005 (334 amino acids)
Cellular component (GO): cytoplasm
Molecular function (GO): oxidoreductase activity, acting on the CH-OH group of donors, NAD or NADP as acceptor
Source: RefSeq, a predicted model, not a curated record